CCCACAGCCACGUCAACGUGGUUGGGUCGUCCACGACAAAGGUGUACUGGCAUUCCCUCCCCUGUCCCAGCAGCUGUGCUCCUGGUCGCUCGUCGGCUUUCGAUGGUGCACACGAGUGCGGUCUUACCCGCUUUCCUCCACACUCCUGGCAGCACUGGCACCCAUGUUGCUUUCGUCGCGCAGCAGACCGUUCAACGCGAGCGGCGGUCGUUAGCCCCGAAGCUUUCCACGAGGUCACGGGCGCCCGUUACCCGACGUCCGCAAGCACCGCGCGACAUCGUCAGCAGCGAUGGCGCCAGCGGCAACGCCAGCGGCGGUGGCGGCAUUGUCAUUGGGCCCGCGGCCGGGCAUUCCGAGGAGCAGGUGGCAUGGCUAGGCCGCUUGGAUUACUACGGAGGCAGGCAAAUGUGGAGGAAGGCGGAGGACAAGUUUCAGCAGAUGCAAGACGAGGGAGUCUACCCCACGCUGCCUCUGUGCAACAGCCUGAUGGAGGCCUACCUUAAGGGAAAGCGGUACGUGAAUGCGGUGGCAUUCCUGGAGGAUCUGUGUCUCGGCAACAUCCUCUCCGACGUGGCGCACGACGGCUUGCGAGGCGCCAAGGUUUCCCCCUCCGCCAGCGGCGGCAGCAGCAGCAGCGAAGAAGCUGGCGGAACAGCGGUAGCGACCGCACCCAUCGUGCCCAACCUCCGAACGUUCAACCUCGUCCUGGCCACCCUCGCGUCCGCCGGAAAGUGGAAGAAGGCUCUGGACGUAUCGGCGCCGAUGAGGGCGGGGAAAGACCCCGCCGCCGCCUCCGCCGCCUCCGCCGCCUCCGCCGCUGCCGCCGGUGGGAGGGGGGGGGGACGGGGACGCGGAGGCGGUGGAGGAGGCAGGGGCAAGGGGGACAUGGCGAGGAACGCGGUGAAGAGCGUCGCCGGGGGACUAACGGCGGACGCGGAGACAUACACGCAUCUUAUCGUUGCUUGCGGCAAGGGCGGAGAGCCCGAUAGGUCGCGCCAGCUCUUCGACGAGAUGCGGAGCAGGGGCAUCUCCCCCCCCGCGGAGACGACGGCGGCGCUCAUCAAGGCCCUCGCCAAGGGCGGCCGGGGCUCCUCCGAGGCUCUCCGUCUGCUCGGCGACAUGCGGGCGGCGUCAGCGGCGGCGGCGCGGGGCGGUGCUGCGGGCCGCAGCGGAGGCGUGUACCUGGGGGAGGGUAUGCCCUCCGAGGGGAUGGAGGCUGCUGCCAGGAGGAAGAGUGAGGCGGCGGCGCAGAGUCUUGGGUUCGAGGGCGCGAUAGAGGCGUGCGCCGCGAACGGGGAGUGGCAAAAGGCGGUUUCCCUGCUGGACGAGAUGCGCCAGGCGCGGAUGUACCCGGAUGCCCGGUGCUACGGGAACGCCAUGCGAGCCUGCGCCGCGGGGGGCAACUGGCAGCUGUCCCUGGCCCUGCUAAACACGAUGAAAAAGGAAGGCGUCACUCGCACCGCGUUCAACUACAACAUCGCCAUGCAGGCGUGUCGAAAAGCGGAACGCAACAAGAAGGCAAUAUCCCUGCUGGACGAGAUGGAGAAAGACGGAGUCGCCCCGGACAUCGUGACGUACAACACAUGCGUUACCAUCGCGGGCCAGGCCGGGCGGCUGGACCAGGCUCUCGAGCUGCUCAGGAGGGCUAGCGAGGAGGGGGGGCUAGAGCUCGACGUGGUGAGCUAUCGGGCGGCCUUGGGGGGACUCCGCAGGGAGAAGCGGUGGGAAGCUGCCGUGAAGCUGCUGGGGGACAUGCAGCGCCGUGGACUUGGGCCCGACGAGGUGUGCACGGCCAUGGCCAUGAACACGUGCGUGGCCGCACAGCAGCCCCUCCGUGCCCUUGACCUCUUCAGGGACAUGCGGGACGUUGGCAGGGUUUUCCCCAGGAUUUCCUCUGUGACCGCCCUGCUUGAGGCCCACGCGGCGCUUGGGCGGUGGGAGGACGCAUUGGUAGAGCUGAGAGCCCUCAGCGCCUCCGGGGUGAAGCCCGACGGAAGGGCGAUCGCGUUCGCUAUGGCGGCAUGCAACGCCGCCAGGAAGUGGGAGCAGACGAUCAGCCUUUACCACUACGCUCUCAAGAUGGGGAUUGAAAGCUCUAUGGAGGGGCUCGUUCUCGUGGCUAGGGCCUACGGUGCCGGGAAGGACUGGCAGGCUGUCCUAGGAGUUCUUGCCACCGCUGAGGAGGCUUGCUCUUCCGCCGCGGCGGACGCGGUGGCAACGGCGGCGGCUAACGAUCGCGGUGGGGAAAGAGCGGCGGCGGUGUCGGCGAUAAGGCAUCCGCCGGCCGAGCUGUACGAGGUGGCGGCGAGAUCGCUGGCGCUGGCGGGCAUGUGGGAGGAGGCGGCCAGUGCCGUCAGGAGGCUAGAGAAGCUGUCGCCUCGCAAGGCCCGAGAGGGAGCCGGCGCGGCAGCAAGGACGUCCGCCGCGGGCCUCGGGACCUACGAGAUGAUCCUUGGCGCCGCUCUGGCCGCCGGCUGCUUCGAGGCCGUCCUGGCGCAGGCGGACGCUGCCCGUGCCGCCCUUAGGGACGCGUCCUCCUCGUCCUCCUCUUCGUCGGAGUACGACCAAGGGGCCAGUCGAGGCGGCGGUGGCGGCGUUCGCGAGCUCAACCCCGCAGCGCUGGCCCACGAGGCCGCCGCCGCCGGUCGCCUCGGGCAGUGGGACCGCUUGUCCCCGAUGCUGGCGAAGGCGAUGAGGUCUCCCGACCUGAGAGGCGUCGCCGGGUCCCGCCUCUACACGGCGCUCAUCACUGCGGCGGCCGCCUGCGGGAAGCCCAGGCGCGGGCUGGAAGUGUUUCAGGAGAUGGUGGAGGAGUCGCGCUCGGGCGGCGGCGGCGGUGGCGCGGGUGGGAACGGAGGCGGGGUUGAUGCUGCCGUGCUCGGGGCUGCAGCCGCGGUAGUGUCAGGCGGCGGCGAGUGGAGCGAUAGCAUCUUCGGGGAGGACGGUACCACCGAGGGGGAGGCAAUGGAAGGAGCUUUUUCGCGAAGCGGCGGCGGCGGCGGGGAGCGCAAGCUGCCGCCGCCCGACGGCGCUACCUUCCUGGCCGCGCUGGAAGCCUGCGCCGCCGUGGGCGGUGAGGAGUCGGUAACGCUCGCCAUCGGCGUCACGAAGGACGCCGCCGCCGCUGCGAGGGAGUUCCAACGGCCAGCAGACGGCGGUGGCGGGGGGGACGCGAAGAAGCCGAGGCUCUCGAGUCGGCAGCUGGCGGCGGUGCUGUCGAAGGCCGGAGAGGUCUGCGCCGCCGUUGGGAAGGAGUCGACCGCGCUAGCUCUGGCCGCGAAAGCGGAGCAGCUCGUCGGCGAGGCGGAGGCGCCGGAGGGGCCGGGUGCGGAUAGACCCUAGAUGAUUUUGACAUGGGGUAGCAGGCGCAGGGGCGGUGCUCGGUAGGCUGACAGGCAGGCUUCUACGGUCGGUGGGUAGACUUUCUCGCCUCUAAAAAGUGCUACAACAGCGGCACUAAGGCAGUGUAGGUGGUAAGCUCUCGUGUAUGCCGUAGCUGGCGUGUCCCGGACUGAUAUCGACGGAUAGCGAGAUUUUGUUUUCUUUUUGUAGCAAGAAGACCGAACAUGACAGCUGUGAAAGUGCAAGGAAAAGAAGUUGUGGAGGCAGAAAGAAAACACGUCGACGGCGGGGUCAUUUGAAGGGACGCGCCUGACGGGGUGGUUGUCGUUGGAGGUGGGGAACGAGUGGGCUGCUUGCUCAAAUUCGUGCCGAACAAGCAGUUCGAUAUAUCAUCAUGCCUUCUUUUUAAGAUCCGUUUCGACCGCGGUAGACAGAGGAGCACCUUGUUCAUGGACAACAAUAUCGUGCACCACACGCCCCUGUGUGCUCCUGGGCGAGCUCGUGAACCAGAAUCAACCAGGUAUUCCUGUGUGCUUAGGUGUUCCCAAAGUGGGACUCCCCCACCCCAAGAACGCUAGCUCUACAACAUACCUGGAGAUCGAGCGCGGUAGCAAUAGCACCUUCUUUGCUCAAGCCCGCCAAAAGCUCAAACGGUUCGUCAUACGUACAGGGCUAUUGUCACGGCAGACAUCGGAACCCCCCACACCGACACCAGCAGCAAGUAGCCAGCAGCAACAACCGCAACGAGAUCAAAACACCAGCAAAUGGCUAGAGAAUUUUCGCGUCGCCUCUUCUUUUCUUGCAGCUGAUUGUUUGCGUUGCAGUACCGCCAGUGUGGGUGUGCGUGUUUUCGUCCUAUGUAUUAUGGCGACAGUCCC
Molecule: messenger RNA, 4220 nt
Organism: Ectocarpus sp. CCAP 1310/34
Lineage: Eukaryota; Phaeophyceae; Ectocarpales; Ectocarpaceae
Source: the annotation of a GenBank genome assembly